UCAGUCAUUAUUAAUGAAAAUAUUUAAACAAAAAUGCGGCUAAGAGUUUUAUAAAGAUUUAAAAAACUGUCUGUUAUUUUGAUGUGUGUUUAUGAAUUGUUUUGGUGCCAUUCACCUAUAUUGAUUUAUCAUGCCAGUGACCUGUUUUUCGUGUUUGUAAUGAGUAACACAUAAAUAUUUAAUGUAACCAUUAGACGGCUGCAUACACAUGUUUCGGGAUGAGUUUCUGAUAGGAAACAGUGAACCGAAAGUGAUAUGAUGGAAGAGUUAGUGCACAAAAAUACAUUAAGGUUCAUAGUGAUUAGCUGAAAACUUGCGAAAACGUUUAUAAUUCGUUAUGGUUUGCAUUUUUCACAAUGAUGACGCCUAUUGAGGAGAAGAAAGAUGAACAUAUAUAUACAGAGAUCCGCACGGGCAUGGUGCAGGUGUCGGACGGCAAGUCGCGGCCGCGGCCGGCGCGGCUCGUGCUCACCAUGGACGCGGUGACCGUGCAGCGCGAGGUGCCCGUGCCCGCGCAGCCGCCCAAGGACAAGAACGAGCGUAUGGUGCAGGUCACCCGUCAGAAGGUGGGAGGUCUAGGUCUAAGUAUAAAGGGUGGUUCGGAACAUAAACUACCGAUACUCAUCUCAAAGAUAUACAAAGACCAGGCCGCCGACCAGACGGGGCAGCUGUUCGUCGGCGACGCUGUUAUUAAAGUGAAUGGGGAGUACAUAACAGCGUGUAAGCAUGACGAUGCCGUGAAUAUACUGCGGAAUGCGGGAGAUAUCGUGGUACUUACUGUGAAGCACUACCGAGCCGCAACACCCUUCCUGCAGAAACAAGUUCCCCUCAUGAUGGGUUACGUGACGAGGUACGUGCUGGGAACGGACAAGCUCAGGCCGGGCGCAUUUGAAGUGCGAGGAGCGCGUGGAGGCAGCACGGGCGUGCUGCAUGCGGAGGAGCCGGCCGCGCUGUCUCGAUGGCUGAAGGCCAUCUCCGACAACGUCGUCGGACUCACCAACCUGCAGAUGAAGCUGUUCAACCGCCAUCUGCCGGCCGGGGAGCGCAUCGAGUACAUGGGGUGGGUGGUGGAGGGCGAGGUGUCUGCGGCGCAGCCCUGGCAGACCUACCGCCCUAAAUUCCUCGUCCUGAAGGGAACUGAUGUCAUGCUCUUUGAUGUGCCACCGAUGAACGUGGCCGAGCUGGCCAAGUGCCCGGAGACGCUGAAGGUGUACCAGACGAUGUUCCGCACGGUGAAGGAGAGCGAGACGGUGGACUGGCGCCAGCACUGCUUCCUGGUGCAGGCCAGCGCGGCCGGGCCCGGCGCCGCCGGCCCGCGGUACUUCUCCACCGAGACCAGGCAGCAGCUGCUGCGGGUCGACCGCGCCUGGACUGCCAACGUGCUGCACUCCGUGGUGCGGCUCGGGAAGAAGACGUUCACUGUGGUGCACCUGGGGCGCGCGGCGGGGCUCACGCUGGACUGGGCGGCGGGGUUCUCACUGACCGAGGGCACGCCCGGGGCGCCGCCCGUGUGGGCCUACAGAUUUUCUCAAUUAAGAGGCUCAAGCGACGACGGCAAGUCGAAAUUAAAAUUGCACUUCCAAGACUCGGAAACUAAAGUUAUCGAAACUAAGGAGUUGGAGUGCCAGAUACUGCAGAGCCUGCUGUUCUGUAUGCACGCGUUCCUCACGGCGAAAGUAGCGUCCGUCGACCCGGCGUUCCUCGCAUCCAUACAACAGUCCAACUAAGUAACAACACCUACUAUUAAUAGCAGAGAAUAAAUGUAAACACCACUUAGAUUGUGGAAUGAACU
Messenger RNA from Achroia grisella, 1792 nucleotides. It is a transcript of the gene Syn2, whose product is annotated as gamma-2-syntrophin. NCBI's taxonomy places the organism in Eukaryota, Metazoa, Arthropoda, Insecta, Lepidoptera, Pyralidae. The transcript is spliced from 11 exons. Gene Ontology annotation, cellular component: intracellular anatomical structure; dystrophin-associated glycoprotein complex. Bases 357 to 1727 code for a protein of 456 amino acids. Gene Ontology annotation, molecular function: structural molecule activity; protein binding. The record is from RefSeq and is a predicted model, not a curated record.